Messenger RNA from Leptomonas pyrrhocoris, 2198 nucleotides. RefSeq lists its product as hypothetical. The transcript has a single exon. The record is from RefSeq and is a predicted model, not a curated record. Lineage: Eukaryota; Euglenozoa; Kinetoplastea; Trypanosomatida; Trypanosomatidae. Bases 339 to 2198 code for a protein of 619 amino acids.
AGGGCGUACGCGCUGCGCAGAGUUCCCUGUCUGGCUCACAAGGUUUGUUUCUCGCACCCACGCUGAGAGGGGUGGUACCGACACUUCUGUUGUGCUUGCUCAUUCUGGUUUUUCAGCAGCACGGACAUGUACCAGCAUUCUUUUUGUUUUUCUCCUUUGAUCUUUUUAUCCUGAUAUUUGUAUUAGCUGUUUCCUGGCUCCUCUGCGUCCGCCUCGAGACUGAAACGGAGCUUUUGUUUUCUCGCCUAUAGUUGUCUUUCGUUUUGGCGGUGUUGAGGUGAACCUGCUGUGCCGCACUGCACGCGCCUCGGCCCACCUCCGUGAAGUCCGCCCCGCACAUGCACUCGCAUACAGGUACUUUUCCUUCUUCUCUUUCCCAACCGUAUGGCAUGAUGAACGCUGGCACGCCGCCUGCGCCACCGUUCUUGUCCGCGUCCGCACUUAAAGGGGGUGUCCCCCCUCCGCCGGUGCUGCACCUGCCGAACGACGCACCGCCCCCUGAGGAAAUGCUGCGGCAGCUGCUGCUGGAGUGGUACAGCAGCGUCGCGGAGCUCCUCAUCGGCGAGGUCGCCGCAGCGGAUGUGCUCGGGUACAAGAACACACCGCAGCUUCGCGCGUGUGAGCUGAAAAGCUAUUGUGCGGGCACAGAGAGCCGCAAAAAGGAAAAGGAAAUCGGAAAAGGUGAAGGAGGAGGAGGAAGAGGCUUGGAUGAGGUAGCUGGGUCAGCUUCGAGGCCCUCCGCACCGGCGAGCGAGUGCGAAGCGUUGCUGCAUUCGCCGCACUUCCCUGUUGCUGCGUUGACCAGCAUGAUCGGCGGCAGCCAACGCGGCCGUCUUACCGAGAAACUCAGCGCCAAACUCACCCAGCUUCUGCCGUCGCUGCGUCUCGACUCCUGUCCGUUGCCGCAAGACACACCACGCGGAUGCGGCGGCGUCUCUCCGCACAAUCCGCAGCUUCGACCAACGCGACCGCAACCCUUCUCGCAGCGCACGUUGGCGAUGCCCCGCUUUGACGAGCGCGAGGAGUUCAUGCCCAUCACGAACGGGCCGUCCUCGCCAACGACGAGCACGCCGACCGCCGCCUCGCACCCGUCACCGUCGCUGCCCGGCACGACCGCAUCAACGCUUUCACCCACCACCAUCGCCAUCGCAGCAACGACGACGCCACCAACGCCGACGCCGUGGUGGUACUCGCUGGUGGAUGCGGUGAACUCCACCCUGGACUCCUUUGAUGUCCUCGUCGAUGCAGUUUUCUCUGCCUCGCCCAGCACGACACCCGUGCCGACUUUGUGGACCGCCUUCUCCUCUGCGCAGUGGUUGGCCGGCACAGGUGCGUGGAGGAGCAAAGAAGCAGCGGUUGUCGACACUCACGACGGCGACGACAGCGGUGAAGAGAGUUGUAUCAUGGCGGGGAUGCUUCUCAACCGUCACGUGCACGUGCGCCGUGGCCCCGCUUUUUCCACCGUCACCUCUCCGCUGCUGGUGGUGUUGGAUCUGGAUCUGACCGUGCUGCGGUACCCGCUGAGCUCCCUCUCAUUCCGCGCGGUGCAGUCCAUGUCGCCGCGCGAGCUGCGGGCCCUCUUCGUCGACGUCGACUUCUUCCGCGGCUUCUGUGAGGCGGUGACCCGCCGUGGGCACGAGCUGGCGAUUUGCUCGCUGACGGAGGGGGCGGCCGAUCAGCACUGGUGCGAGCUCAGCGUGCCGGAGGUGGUGCUGCUCCUGCUCUCCGCCGUGCUGCCGCCGACCCGGACGUACCUGACGAGCCCGGACGACACGGUCUGCCUGCCGAAGUCCAUCGCAGGACCGGGAAAGCUUUUUCACCUCCAGGUGCUGCAGGAGCGGCGCAACGCACGAGACACGUCGCCCGCCGCUGCUGUUGCUGUUGCUGCUGCUGCUGCAGCGGAGGAGCACAACGAUGCCAACGGUGCCAGUCUCAGCUGCUCAUCGCACGAGGCGCUGGACAGCGUUGCGUGUCGGUACGCCUCCCCUGCGCCGCUGCUGCUUCCACGCUGGCUGAGCACGGAUGCGGUGUUGAUUGACGACGACAAGGAGAACUGCUGGCUGGCGGUCACGCAGGGGUAUCAUGCCGCCCACUGCGCGGAGACCGGGCUGAGUGCGAGCUGGUUCGCCGCCAGGCCGGAUUUGCAGGUGCUACUGGGUGUAACCGCCGAUGAGAUUCCUUGCGGAGGACCUGUGUAA